UGGUACAUCGAGCCACCAUUCAUACUACGCUCUCCGAAUCUCUUCGUCGUCUCUCUCUACAAUUCGAUUUGAAGGAAAAAGAAGAAGAAAGUGGCCCGAUAUUUCGUGCUUUUAAGGAGUCUCGCAGAGCGUCCGAUUUUUCGGCGACCCGGGCCGGUAAAUGGCCGAUUACGAGCCGCUACCGGACGGCGAAGAAGAGCAGCCACCGCAGGCCAGUAGGAAAGCCGCACGUGUCGCGUCACUCGACGUCUUUCGCGGCCUCUGCGUCUUCCUCAUGAUGCUAAUUGAUUAUGCCGGCGCGGUUUUUCCAUUCAUUCGUCAUUCGCCAUGGAAUGGCGUUCACUUGGCUGAUUUUGUGAUGCCCUUCUUUCUUUUCAUUGCUGGGGUUUCUCUUGCACUUGGAUACAAGAAAGUACCCAACAAAGCAGAGGCUACAUGGAAAGCAGUGUUUAGGGCAGUGAAACUUUUUCUUUUAGGUGUUCUUCUUCAAGGUGGUUAUCUGCAUGGAGUAACUUCCUUGACAUAUGGUGUUGACAUCGAAAAAAUAAGGUGGAUGGGCAUUUUGCAGAGGAUAUCUAUUGGAUACGUUGUCGCGGCUUUAUGUGAGAUCUGGCUUCCAUGUAGGACAUGGAGGGAAGAACAUUUAUUCAAGGGUCACUACUGGCAUUGGUGUAUUGCAUUUUCACUGUCUGCAGUAUAUAUGUCACUAUCAUAUGGUCUAUAUGUUCCGAAUUGGCAAUUCACAGUACCAGCCUCAGCCUCGUCUUUGCCUCCAUCAAAUGAUAGCCAUGUUUACAUGGUGAAAUGUGGUGUGAGAGGUGAUCUUGGACCUGCCUGCAAUGCUGCUGGAAUGAUUGACCGUUAUAUUCUGGGUGUUGAUCAUCUAUAUAUGAAACCUGUUUACAGAAACCUGAAGGAGUGCAUUGUCUCUGCCAAUGAGAGUUCACCUCUGUGGUGUCUUGCUCCUUUUGACCCUGAAGGUAUCUUAAGCUCCUUAACAGCAGCUGCAACUUGCAUUAUUGGACUUCAAUACGGACACAUUCUUGCUCACUUACAGGACCACAAAGGACGCCUGACUAACUGGUCCUUGCUUUCAAUUUCUUCUUUCGUCCUUGGACUGUUCCUUACCUUCAUAGGCAUACCUCUAAAUAAAGCUCUGUAUACAGUCAGUUAUAUGCUGAUUACUUCUGCAUCUGCGGGGAUCACAUUUGGUGCUUUAUAUCUGUUGGUAGAUGUUUACGGUUACAGACGCUUGACAUCUGUGCUGGAGUGGAUGGGACUGCAUGCUUUAAGUAUCUUCGUUCUCAUAACUUCUAACUUAGUUGUCAUUGCAAUUCAAGGAUUUUAUUGGACUGCUCCUGAAAACAAUAUCGUUCACUGGAUCAUAGCACAUGUUGUGCGCACGUGACAUGUUCAUACAGUUCCUGUGUGAUGGUUAAGCCUUUGGAUCUUCACCUUCUUUGUGUUUCUCCUCAUGCUUAAAAUCUUUGAUUUCCAGUUUUAUGGUUUUGAGCAUGGGGUGACAAGGAGGGUGGAAAGAAGAGAGUUCCCAUUGCUUUAGCUAACCUUGUUGUAGACUGCUGUGCUGUGAUUUUCACAAUUGAGGUUAAUCUUCUUCUUCUUUUUGAUCUCAUUUUUUGUAGCCAACCUUGUUGUAGACUGUUGUGGUUCUCAAAUUUGAGGCUAACCUUCUUCUUCUUCGAGUUUUCAUUGUUGUAGGCUUGUAGCCAACCUUGUAGUCAAUAGUGAGUCUGGAGUUUUAGUUUAGUCAUUUAAGAACCAUCAGCUUGUAUAGUUUACUCUUCAAAUGUGCUAGAAAAUUUUGAAAGUAUGAAUCUUGCUUUAUGGUCCAGCAGCAACUUUCUGAAUAUACAUAUGAUUGUGAGACA
Messenger RNA from Corylus avellana, 1889 nucleotides. RefSeq lists its product as uncharacterized. Lineage: Eukaryota; Viridiplantae; Streptophyta; Magnoliopsida; Fagales; Betulaceae. The record is from RefSeq and is a predicted model, not a curated record.